Anopheles merus is the source of this 2707-nucleotide messenger RNA. RefSeq names its product GDP-D-glucose phosphorylase 1. The record is from RefSeq and is a predicted model, not a curated record. Gene Ontology annotation, cellular component: cytoplasm. Lineage: Eukaryota; Metazoa; Arthropoda; Insecta; Diptera; Culicidae. The coding region runs from base 556 to 1548 and encodes 330 amino acids. Gene Ontology annotation, biological process: glucose metabolic process. The transcript has 4 exons. Gene Ontology annotation, molecular function: GDP-D-glucose phosphorylase activity.
GCUCGUGCUCGUGUCUUGGGUGUAGGAGAAGCCUUUACAAAAGCAACUACUCGAGAUUAAAGGGUUUCGAAUCAUAUAAUGACACUCAAUCCAUUUGUGAAAGGUUUGAACUCGAUAUUAGAAUUUGGAAAGCCUUUUUGCUAGGAGGUGUUCCGAAGCCAAAAUGGCCAAAGUGAGCUGGAACCAUCGAAUUCUCCAAAAUGCACGACGUACUAUCAAUAAUGAAUGCAACUGCAAUGAUGUUAUGAUAUAUUGCCUCCAUGCUUCGCUAACCAGAAUGUCUUUCUUCCGCCCAGAAACAGUGUUCAAAGUAAAAGUCUUUUUGCAACGGCCAUCUUUGGUUUGGAUACUGAACGACUUCAGUCGAUUCUGGUCGAAUUUGAAUCAGGCUGACACCGGUCGAUUCAGACUCCUGGCGGUUCCGUGGUACCGUUUUCGCCCGGAGUUGGAAUUGGACUAAAAAUAACUGGAGUCGGAUCGGAGUCCUGGAAGUCGGUUCAGAAAGUACAUCUCUAAUGGAAAUGGUGCGCGAGGGCGUACUCGUGCUGCAUCAACAUGUCACAAAUACGUCCCACCACGUACGAUCUGACCAGCUCGUCGCCAGACUCACGCACUGAUCCAGAACUGCAACGGCUGCUAGAAUCGACCUGGUCCGAACGGCAUGAUGCCGGCGUUGGCUUUCGCUACCGUCUGCACAUAGAGCGUGAGCGUAUUGCGGAAGGAAAGUUCAACUUUCUCAUUCUGCUGAACCGCAAACGGCUGACAGAGCGCCGGCAGCCGCAAGCAUUCCAGCUCGAUGCACCGUUCGAUCCGUCCCGGUUCAACUUUACCCGCGUCGAUCCGGCCGAGGUGCAGCUCGAGCUGGUCGCGCCGCCGCCGACCACGAUCCUGAUUAACAACAGCCCGGUGACGGUGUAUCAUUCGCUAGUCGUGCCCGACCGGGCGGGUCAGCACUCGCAGCUGCUCACACCGGGCGGUGUGCGUGUAGCGUUCGAGCUGCUGCUGCGCCUGCCCGACCGACGCUACCGGAUCGGUUACAACAGUCCCGGUGCGCAAGCGUCCGUCAACCAUCUGCAUCUGCAUUUGCUUCGUAUCGAUACGGAGCUCUACGUGCAGCGUGCGGAACUGCUUCCCGUGCGUGGCACUCCGUUGCUGCACCGACUGGCGGAUCAUCUGCCGGCCCAGGGGUAUUGCUUCGUGCUGCGCGACCCAACCACGGAGCUGGAGCACGUCUGCACCGGGCUGAUGAAGCUGAUCCAGGCGCUAGCGGAGCGGCAGAUGGCACAUAAUCUCUUCUGGAGCUGGACCGACCUGCACCGGGGUGGCGAGCUGCGGGCCCUGGUGUUUCCCCGCGUGACCCAGUGCGUCAACAAGGCGGCCUGCUCGUUCAAUGCCGCGUUUCUCGAGCUGUGCGGGUUCGUUUCCGUCGGUGAGGGGUACGAUUACGACCGGCUGACGGAGGACGCUAUCGUGCAGGCGCUGCGGGAAGCGCAGGGUGACGUGUACGGGACGCUGGACGGCAUGUUUCCCGUCGCUAGUGCCGAUUGAGCGUUUGGGUGGUUGAGAAAUUCAACCAUUGUUUUAAAUACAGGGCUAGGAAUGUUGAUUGAUUUAAAGUAAAACAUAUUUUAAGAGAAAGAUAGGUUAGCAAACCCGAUUUAUUUGAGGUUAGUUAAAGGUUCAACCGUCGGUCACAAAGAAACGCGCCACUAGCGUUGUAAGUUACUCGUACAACCCCUAAUAGACACGUCUGUGCUCGGAUGGUGUUGGAACGGUACCCAAAAAUAGCACACUAAUCCUAGCGCAUCGCAAAAAAAGGGUUUGAAGGCAGUUUUUCAUGCGUAAAAAUGCGGAAAGAGAGAGAGAGAGAGAGAGAGAGAGAGAGAGGGCAAACAAAAAACCCGAAGUAAACAUUCCAAAAACUGUUUAGCCAAGGCGUGCGUACACUACACCGACAAAAGCAAACCCUUACUUGAGCCGAGGAAACGACCAGCGUCCUGCCUGAAGCCGUUAUUUUGUUUUUGUUGUUCUUGUAUCUUCCAUUUCCCCCGCGGAAAAGCGGAAAAGAUGGACAGUUGAGGGCGGCCCCUCCGAAGGUGGCGCAAUGUCUUACUCAUUCUUCGUGUUCGGCUUACGCUUAACCCUCGCCAAAAAAACGCCUCCUUUAGGAAUGGAAAGCUGCUCUGGGGGCGCUAUUUUUCUUUACACCUCAUCUCCCUCUUCCCACACCGCCAUCGUCCUGUUUGCUUGCGGCAAAACGAGGAUUAGAUUAAAGGGGAUGAUCGUUUCGCGAUUAGGCGAGAUAGGGACGAGCAAAGCAGGCGGACGCACGGCAUCCGUCCCUGCAACUAUUGGGAGCGGCGUGGGUGGCCGUUGCGUUGUGCCUGGCCUGGGUUGUGAUUUGCAUUUUCCGAUCAUUAAUCACGAGGAAUGAUGGGACCCUUCGGCCUUCCACUUCAAACCGAAACCGCAGCACAAAGCAGCCGCAAAAGCUUUGAGGAAGAAAAGUGAGAAUGCGGACCCAGCGAGCUUCUCCGUGGCUUUCUCCGGACCCGGGGGUAAAUAGGUAAUAGCUGUCAAAUUUUCUGUGCACAAUGUGACAGCCGCCCCCCCCAAAAAAGCGGGGCGUCCGAUGAUGGUUGUGUUUUGGGCCGGGCGGUGGAUGCUGGCUGAAACGUGAAAUAAAAGAGCAGUGCGCUGGUCUUGA